AUGUUUAAAAUUAACACUAAAUUAAUUUUAUUAUUUUUAUUUCCUUUAUUAGUCUCCUCAAAAUUGCUAGACGGAUUAUUAGAUUUGUCUAUAGUUCAGAAACUUGUAGACGAAAUUAAUGGAUUGACUGGGGGGAUAUGGACAGCAGAAGUAAAUGAGUUAACUAGAUUGCCUUUAAUAGAGCAGAAGAAGCUUUGCGGGACAAUUAUACCCGAGGAGAAUAAAAACCAUACACAGGCAGAACCUCCAAAAGUUGAGGGGACGGUAAAGGGAAGUUGUUCUACAAAAAUUGAAUUUGAUGCUAGAACUAAAUGGUCGGGUUGUUCAGCUAUUAUAGGACAUAUUCAAGGUAAUAGUGUUGUUUGGACCCUUUUUUCUUUGUUCGAAAUCUUGUCACGAUCUCCAGUCUACAUACUAAACCUUUGAUUAAGCUUCCUUGAAGGAGAAAGUUGGAAAUCUAGAACAGUUAUUUUAUUAAAAAAGGAAGAUGCAUAGUGAAGAGGAGAUCAAUCAAAACGCUUAAUACGGGAGUUAAAGGAUUUAUUAAAGGAGAAGGUUAAAACGGCGCCCCGGUAGAUAAGUAGGUAGAUCCGAGGUGAGUGAAAGCGACGACAAUAAAUGCCACGAGUUUGCAGGUUCGAUGCCUGCCCAGGGAUAAACUUUAAUAGAAGACUUAAGCUUCGGGGGAGGGUUAAGCUUGAGCGAGGGCUUAACAUUUGCCUCUUUCUUACUGUUAAGGGAGAGAGAAACGCGACCGGACUGAGCGUUGAUCUCAGGGUCUGGCUAUC
Molecule: messenger RNA, 788 nt
Organism: Meloidogyne enterolobii
Lineage: Eukaryota; Metazoa; Nematoda; Chromadorea; Rhabditida; Meloidogynidae
Source: the annotation of a GenBank genome assembly